Messenger RNA from Miscanthus lutarioriparius, 600 nucleotides. Lineage: Eukaryota; Viridiplantae; Streptophyta; Magnoliopsida; Poales; Poaceae. The record is from the annotation of a GenBank genome assembly.
AUGAAACGAUCUGCUGCUGCUAGUCAUGAUCAGGCAAAGAUUGAUGACAUAAACAUGGAUUGUGAAACUAGAUCUGGUGGUUCCAUGCCUAUAAUUCAUGAAUGUAGAACAAGUGAACCAGUUAAAGUAAAAAUUGACUCUGUGAUUGAACACAAAGCUAGAGAAGAGAAAAUAGCGAAUGCAGACAAAGGAGAAAUUAACUCUCGGACUGAGCUUGAGCCUAGGGAAAAGGGGACCUUAUGCGCUUCAGAUGAAGAUACUGGAUGCAAAUCUGAAAUGGAGAGUCUGAACCAGAACAAAGACGUGAUUCUCGCCAUGGGUUCAACUGUGGAGUAUUCAAGACGCCCAGCACCUGUGAAUUGUUGGAGGGGAUGCUUUCAUGUCUUUUAUGCUGGAGAAAAGCUAAAUCUUGGUGAAUUUAAAGCCUACUUUCCAUCAAAAGUGUCACCCAGAGUUAAUGAUAUUGUCAAGAUGAUGCCCACUGAUCUACAGCUGGAGUUAUUACCUCGAAUGAAUGAUUGGCCAAAAUCUUUUGAGACUAUUACUCCAGUUCAUGAAGACAUUGGCGUGUUCUUCUUUUCUAAUAAACCUGAUGCGUAG